AUGGCUUUCAAAGGAAUGGGUUUCUUGGUGGUAAUCUUGUUGAGCUUUUGUUACGUUUUGUUUAGCCCGGAAAAUGCAAGUGCGGCUACUUUGGACGUAACAUCUUAUGGUGCAAAAGGCGAUGGGACUACAGACGACUCUCAAGCAUUCCUUCAAGCAUGGGCUGACUUAUGUGGUGAUGCUUCUGGAGACCCAACGUUAAUCAUACCAUCAGGCAUGACAUUUUUAAUAAGCCCGCUGAAAUUCGUUGGUUCGUCAUGCAAAUCCCCUAAUAUAAAUAUCAAGGCUUUACAUUUUAUCGGGUGCCCGGGUCUUCGUCUGAAAGACACAACACAUAUUAACAGCCCAUCUCUUCAUAUUAGUAUUAAGGAAUGCCAAGAUGCUGAUAUCGGAAAUCUUCAAAUCAUAGCACCCGAAAACAGCCCCAAUACUGAUGGGAUUGACAUCAGUGCUUCCUCACAUGUUAAUAUCCAUGACUCUAGUAUUCAAACUGGUGACGAUUGUGUGGCUAUCAAUGGUGGCGUUGUUGAUAUUAAUGUGACAAAUGUGUUCUGUGGACCUGGUCAUGGCAUAAGCAUCGGAAGCCUUGGGGAAAAUGGGGGUCAUGACACCGUUGAACAAGUACUAGUACAAAACUGUAACAUCACAGGAACGAAAAAUGGAUUACGAAUCAAGACAGUACCGAAUGGGACCGGGUAUGCUAAGGGGAUCCGAUUUCAGGACAUUAAUCUUGUUAAUGUCAAAAAUCCAAUCAUAAUUGAUCAACAUUACUGCCCCCAUUCUGAAAAUCCAUCGGAAUUAGAAGCAGUACAAGUGAGCGACGUGACAUAUACGAAUAUAUACGGAUCUUCAGCAUCAAAGCUUGGGAUUAUUUUCAAUUGCAGUGAGAUACACAAAUGCACUAAUAUCGUGACAAACAACAUACAUAUUACUGGAGGUGAAGAUCUUGCUUACUGCAAAAACACUCAAGGAGAAUUUGUUGAUACCACUCCAAAUAUCAGCUGUGAUUAG
Helianthus annuus (common sunflower) is the source of this 1011-nucleotide messenger RNA. Its product is annotated as probable polygalacturonase At3g15720. The coding region runs from base 1 to 1011 and encodes 336 amino acids. The record is from RefSeq and is a predicted model, not a curated record. NCBI's taxonomy places the organism in Eukaryota, Viridiplantae, Streptophyta, Magnoliopsida, Asterales, Asteraceae. Gene Ontology annotation, biological process: carbohydrate metabolic process. Gene Ontology annotation, molecular function: polygalacturonase activity. The transcript is spliced from 8 exons.